AUGUCCUCCAGCCAGACUUCUGAGCACGCCUUCGAUAUGUUCACCGACAGCACCUACUUCGACGAGGACACCCUCCUCUCUGCCGACGUCCCCCUCCCUUCGAUUGAGUGCACCGAAGACCUCUCAGCUGACCUCUUCGACUCGGCUUUUGAAAUCGGUUUCGACAAUGAAAGCCUCCACUCUGAUAUGUCUGUUUGGCCUGUCGAUGGUCUAUUGGAGUGUAGUGACGACCUCACCUCCUCACCCUCUAGGGUCGCUGACUUGGUACCGAAUUCCUCCUCUCCCACCUCUUCAGGCACCAUUGAGAAUCUGUGGAGGCCCUUGAUAGUAUCAGAUACUAUCAAUGUUGCAUUUCCGGAUACUCCAACUCCCUCCCGUGCUCCCGCCAAGCAUCGUGCGCCUAAGGCGAAGACCUCGAUGGCCGUCAAGACAACACAGAAGCCUAGUGUUACCAAAGCUAAGAAGAUCACAAAGCCUGGGAAAGCUCACAAACGCACCGUUUCAGCGCCCUCCAGUGAACCUCGUAGUGUGCAAACACUCUACACCCUACCCUGGUCACAUCUUUCCCAAGAAGAGAAAGGCCUUCUCCUCCUCCCUCUUCUUCAAGGAAUCGACCCAAACACGGGUGAGAAGAUCGGUGAAGCUGGUAGCCUCCUUCCUCCGCCCUCUUUCGAGAUGGUCACGGACGAUGUCUUCGGCACCGGCGAUGAUGGCACCAAUUUCAUGGACAACCCUUCUCCGCUGUCGACUUCAAGUUCAGCUGCAACCACCACAGUCGACCUCACUGGCGACGAUCUCGACCUCUCCGACAAAGAUAUCGCUAUGUUCCGCGCCUGCCAAGCUUUUAACAUCCAGCACGAAGCGCAGAAGAAGAUCGCCCUCCCCACCCUUUCAGACUUCAACUUCGACAUGCCUGACUUCGAGUUCGACGAAACCAACUGGGACAUCUUCGAUAACUUUAUGGCUGCUACCCAGGGAAUUGGUGGCCCCACUAGUAGUGAUGUCAUUGGCAACUCAAUCCGGAAGGUUACGACUGUCAAUGACGACGGCAAUACCGGCCGGGCCUCAAACCUACCUGAGAUGACGAGCACUGGGCUUGGUCAGAUGCCGGUUCCUUCUGGUGACUAUGGACGGAAGCGCCAGCAAGAAGCUCUUGGACGCAACGCCAUGCUUCGCGCUGCUGGUCGUCGUCGCUAG
Alternaria burnsii is the source of this 1197-nucleotide messenger RNA. RefSeq lists its product as uncharacterized. Lineage: Eukaryota; Fungi; Ascomycota; Dothideomycetes; Pleosporales; Pleosporaceae. The transcript has a single exon. The record is from RefSeq and is a predicted model, not a curated record. The coding region runs from base 1 to 1197 and encodes 398 amino acids.